UAGUAGUAGUGCGGUUCGUCGUCGAUCACCCGAGAUCCCGACGCCGGUACCGUGCUACGGAGGUGUCAUGCCACAGCGAAAAUUGGCUUAGAUUUGUAUUACGAUCGGUAGACCGCUUUACAAAAGAGGAAUUUGUUUUCCUCGUUCAAUUAGAAGUCGAUUUUCCUUUUGCGAUUGCUUCUUCUAGCCCAGGUGUCCGACCUUGCACCCUGCGCUUUGCGAUUAGCGAUGCUCACGAAGCUGGUCGCUUGCCGCUUGUGUGUGUGUGUGCGCAUUUGCUGCACCCGCUGUUGUGCGUCCUGUGCUAUACGUAGCUGCCAGCCACAUCGAGUGCUGCUGCACUGACGUCGCACCAACGCCGGCCGUGUUGCGUGUUACGUAUACACGCUAUUGGCACGAGAGCUCUCGCAAGCGCGUUCGCGACUCAUCGGCAACAGUUUUUCCACGACUGCGAACUCGAACGGGUGUCGUUCGCCAGGUUCAUCACUCUAUGCCCGGUGCGGUAGAGCAGGCCGAUUCGAAACUAAUCUGCUCACGGUGACCGUACACGUCGGUACUCCGCGCGGUACCUGCCGUUUCCUUCGUGGGGACCCUUCACAAUUUUGUGCACAAUUUUUCACGUACAACUUAGUGGUGUUUUAAAGUGGUUCCGUUGUGUUACAAGAACGAGCUUGCAUUCCUGAGGCUUCUUUCUGAGGCGAUUCGCGGACCUGACAAUCCAACAGCAGCGUAACAAACAGUGAUUGCGUGGAAGUGCCACACACAAACUCUCCCUCCCUCGCUCGCUCUUUCCCGACACCUGUUUCCUGUUGGCGUAUUGCAAUGCAACGGCAGUAUUAUUACCAACAGCAUAACAUUUGUGGAUCGUAGUAAACGUGGAACUUCGUGUGGUAGUGUGUGGGGGUUGUGAGUUGCCUGCUGAACUGAUCAGCAGCAGAGUGUUUUAGAAGUGUGUGCAACAAGCAUUUGUUUUUGGUACAAAUUUAGUUAAAGUUUAACCGUUCGUGUGGUGUUCCUGAUUUUAACGAGCAAAUUAAGUCAGAAAUACGUUAAAAGAACCAUCCACAAAAAUCACAAUGGCACCGAACUAUUUGCCGACAGAAAACGAGGGGCCUGUGACGCUCCCAGUACAACGAUUGGACACUAUCUGCAAACAGGCACCAUAUUCCACAGAAUUGGACGCGAUCCGGGAGCGCGAACGAUGCGAUUACACACAGAAAAUAACCUACCAGAUGGCCCGUUCCGGAACGGCGCCGCGUAUGAUCCGUGUGUACGCGGACGGUAUCUACGACCUGUUCCAUCAGGGACACGCCAGACAGCUGAUGCAGGCCAAAAACGUCUUUCCCAACGUGUACCUGAUCGUUGGAGUUUGCAACGACAAACUGACCCACAGCCGGAAGGGUCGAACGGUGAUGAACGAUGAGGAGCGUUACGAAGCAGUACGACACUGUCGCUACGUUGAUGAGAUUGUGCGAGACGCACCCUGGGAGCUGGACGAUGAGUUUAUCGAGAAGCAUAAGAUCGAUUUCGUGGCCCACGAUGAAAUACCGUACAGCACCGAUGACUGCAACGACGUGUACGCAAAGAUCAAGGCCAAGGGUAUGUUUGUGGCGACGGAGCGUACGGAGGGUGUGUCCACGUCCGAUAUAGUGGCACGCAUCGUGAAGGAUUACGAUAUCUACGUGCGCCGGAAUCUGGCCCGCGGCUACACGGCCAAGGAGCUGAACGUGUCGUUCCUGUCGGAGAAGAAGUUCCGCUUCCAGAACAAAAUGGUCGAGCUGAAGGAUAAGGUGCGCAAGGGCAAGGACGAUUUCAUCACCAAAUGGGAGGAACGGUCGACCGAUCUGAUCAAAACGUUCCUGCUAAUGUUCGGCAAAGAGCGAAUCUCAAUGUUUCUGUCCGAUUCGAAGCAACGCAUCCGGUCGGCGCUCAGCCCACCGGGCAGCCCGGGCAGUGGCAGCAAUCACAGCUUGAACGAUUGUGAGGAUGAUUUGGAAAGUCCCGAUUCGGUGCUCGAUUCGCCGCCGAGCAAACGGUCAAACGUGAUCCGCAGCCGUCACCAUCUGCUGUCGGAGGAGGACGAUGAGGAGCAGGCGCUGUACGGAUCGCGUUCGCCUGCACCGGUGCUGGAGGACGAGGAGGACGACGACGAUGAUGACGAUGACGAGGCGUACCUGGAUACACGCUCGCGGCCAACCUCCAACUACAACAUUUCUGUAAUGGCGGGCGGUGAUGGGAACGGUGCGGGUGCAACGGUGAAGAGCAGCAGUAGCGGCAGUGGCAGUCGAACCUAUGGCAAUCGUAACUACUAAUCAUCAGUGCCGGAUGGAGAGAAAAAUCGAGCGAGAGGGAGAGAGAGAGAGAGUCAGUCCACUUAGGAAAUGUGAAGGGAACAUAGUACCGUCAGCUACUCUCAAGCGUACUACGCGAAUGUCCCCGAGAAAUGCGUUGUUGUCGUUUGCGGUGGGCUGGCUAGCUCGCUAGGGAAUGUGAAACAAACGGAACGCUUUUGUAGAGAGAAAAAACCCUUGCCCGCCAAAUUACAUUCAGCAAUCCUUCACCCUCUUAUGUGUAGGCCGCCACCACCUGUGUACCUGUGUGUAUGUGUAUGUGUGUGUGCGGGUUGUGCACAGGCGUACAGACAGAGAAUCCCUUUUGAGUAUUAUCAUCGAGACGACAAUAUAUAAUGUGACCCCACAAACACAGACACACACACACGAUGGGACAGAAUUUUGAAUGGAAGACAGCGGAACUAAUCAUGCUGAGGACCCGUUCCGUUAGUUGAGAUUUCGGUGCAAAAAAAAAAGAGGGGGGCUACAAGAUGGUAACUGGAAUCAUUGUUUACCUAAAAACUGUAGAAGAAUCGCUAUGUAACGCAUUCUCAGGGAUCAAUUUGAUGCGCGGGGAGGAUGUCGUGGGGGAGGUUGUCGUGGUGGCUAGACUGGGCUAGAUAAAAUGCCAAGCGAGAAAGACGAAUCGAGUUACGAGCGUAAAAGGCUUACCACGUCCAAAGGGUUUAAACGCUUUGCAGCAGGAACAUUAGACGCAUGAAUAUUGCAAAUCUGCCUGCGCGAGUGCAGGAAGAAUCACACAGAGGCAUAAUCGUAACGUAAGCGUGAGUCGCCCGGGGGUUGGUUACACACACACGCACACUAAAUUAUUAAUCCAAGGUUAUAUCUAUAAUUGUAUUUAUUGUUUCUAUUGAUUUUCUUCUUUUUCCCACCCUACUCCCCUACCUUCUAAUGCGAUCGAAAAAUCAGGCGAAAGCGGGAAGAAAAAGACGUUAGGAAAACGAAAACACGCAAAACGGUUACUAAGUGGGAGAGUGUGUAAUAUAAGGAUGGCGUCGGGAUAUCUGAAACAAUUGUCCGUUUUGUUUUGCCUGGCUUGUGGUGUACCGACGAGACUAUGCGACUAAAUCGUGUAAAGGUUAGUAGUAAUAGUACUAUUGGAACCGUGUGUGUGUGUGUGUGUGAAAAAAAGGUUUGUUAUUACUACUUAGAUAAUAGAAGCAAGAGGGUCUUGAGAUAGAGAGGGCGCGAUAAUGGCGGAAAAUUAAUACAACCUUCACUGUUGCGCAAAAGCUUUUCACACCGAAGCUUUAUUGUUGGAAAAACUAUUUUUUCUCUUCUUUUCCUUACUGUUGAGUUUAAUCAUACUGUUACUGUAGAUGUGUUUUAGUUUGCACACUGAGAAAAUGUGAUAUCUUUGAGUGCGUGCAUAAGCAAUGAUGAUUCUCUGUAGCCCGUUUCGGUUCGGCUUUUCCAUAUUAACAAUAUAGAUAAAUUUUUAAUUGGUCACCCGGUGUUUGUAAAAUCGAAUUAAAUUGCAUGAGCGGGCGAAGUUUUAGCGUUAAUGCUGUCUCUUUUUCACUAUUGUGUUAGCUUGCAGCUGGAGGUUAAUUAUUUACACGUUGCAACCUGAUGUUGUCUGCAGUAUUCUGUGCCAGGUUUUAGAUUCAUUUGCUUGAACGUGGAAGUAAAUCCCCCCCUUUUUUAUUUAUUGCCUGCUGUAACUACAAAUUCUUCAUCCGUUCUAAGCUUCUUGCGUGUGUGUCUCUGCCUACCGUGCUAUGGGGAUGCUAAACCCCCAUUGCACCCAUGGAAAUUAACGGACUAGCGUUGCGAACGUGAUACUACCGGGAUGGCAAUCGAAAGUUAACCUAUUUGUUUUGUUGUUGCUUUUGGAUAAAGUAAAACGGGUGUGCGCACACGGUGGUGUGUGUUGCAUGACGACGAUAAACUCCAAUUAUUGUUGGUUAAUCUUUAAACUGCUGCGCUCGUAGCUAUAGUGCAGAACGGAAAUUAACUAGGCGAGUGGCGGUAAAUUGAUACCGGGCGCAACCGGAAGACUUGACUGAAACGAUAAACAUUCAUUUUGAACUUAAAGAAAUGAAAGGCAAACUUUGCAACGAUUAAGCGACAACACAAACAAGCAAGCAAGCUAAACGCAAACCAACUUCUUACAACUCUCACACCCCGUGUCGACACGGAUUCCAACACAACAGCAACAAACCACCACCGUUAGUAUGUUUGGUGUAGUGCAUUUUUGCUGCAAGCUCUAAAGAUUUACAACAAACCAGAUAAUGGGAAUUGUGCGUAGUGUGUAGCUGAAGAAGAA
Molecule: messenger RNA, 4620 nt
Organism: Anopheles stephensi (Asian malaria mosquito)
Lineage: Eukaryota; Metazoa; Arthropoda; Insecta; Diptera; Culicidae
Gene: Pcyt2
Product: choline-phosphate cytidylyltransferase B
Exons: 4
Coding region: 1077-2312 (411 amino acids)
Biological process (GO): CDP-choline pathway
Molecular function (GO): phosphatidylcholine binding; choline-phosphate cytidylyltransferase activity
Source: RefSeq, a predicted model, not a curated record